CAGAGUAUUGUAGAAGGCCGGCUAGCUCAGUCAUGCGACACCUAGCUUAACUGGCGAGAUGUGAUUGAUAGCCUGCGUUGAAAAUGGCAACAGGUGGAGAUGACAUUAUCACGGAUAUAUUGCCAGUGUCCUUUUCAAGACGAGCGUUUAAUAAAAACAUGGACAUUGUUAAAAAAAAAGGCCGCCCGACGCCUUAACACCUCAAGCUCGGUCAACCUGCAAAAACAGGCUAUGUGCGCCACUUUCAGGCUAGCAACUGGGAACGAUACACUUGGCUCACAGGCGUCAGGUCAUUGAUUUGUCUGCAGCACUGAGAGAAAACAGAGCAGAUGCCGAAGCAAUCGUUGCAGGUCAGGAGCUGACUGCCGUUCUGAACAGCCCAGUUGGUUCACACAGGCUCCUAAAGGAAAGCAGCAGUGCUUCUCAGCAAUUAGGAGCACUUUUGCAUCUCCCUGGCACCCAGCAGGGUAUGGAGAGGAUGGAGAAGAGUACCACCAUCAAGUGAGAAGGUCUGCAGAUCUGUGUGUCUGUUUGACUGAGGGUGGGGCUGCACACACGCACACACAGAAACAGGCACAGCAGAGAGCAAAACAGCAGGCAGGGUAAAGCGUGCACUCUGGCUGCUUUCAGACCAAAUCCAAGAAGUUGUCUCAAGAGAUGGGAAAUGCCUCCGAAACAUUUCUGCUCGUGUCCAGAAUAUCCAAAGACAAUGACUUCCUCAUGGCCACUCUCUACACCAUUUUUGGUGUGCUGUCGUUGUUGGGGAAUGGGAUUCUGCUGUUCGUGGCCUAUAGAAAGAAGUCUUCCUUGAAGCCAGCAGAGUUCUUUGUGGUUAACUUGGCCAUUAGUGACCUGGGCAUGACCUUAACCCUGUUCCCACUGGCCAUCCCCUCAGCCUAUGCUCACAUGUGGCUGUUUCAUAAGACAACCUGUGUAGUCUACGCCUUCUGCGGCGUUUUGUUUGGCCUGUGCAGUCUGACCAACCUCACUGUGCUCUCCUCUGUCUGCUGGCUGAAGGUCUGCUGCCCAAACUAUGGUAACAAAUUCUCCUACUGCCACGCCAGCCUGCUCGUCGCUGGGAUCUGGUGCUACGCCGGAGUCUUUGCCGUGGGUCCCCUGUCGGGUUGGGGAGAGUACGGGGCAGAGCCUUACGGUACAGCGUGCUGCAUCAAUUGGCACGCUCCCAGCGAGAGCACUGCAGCUAUGAGCUACAUCAUCUGCCUCUUCUUCUUCUGCUACAUUGUGCCCUGCACUGUCAUCUUCCUGUCCUACACAUUCAUCCUGAUGACGGUCCGGGGCUCCCGUCAGGCUGUGCAACAGCACAUGUCCCCACAGAACAAGACCACCAACGCACAUGCACUUAUCGUUAAGCUGUCUGUGGCAGUUUGCAUCGGUUUCCUGACAGCAUGGAGUCCAUAUGCCAUCGUGUCCAUGUGGGCAGCAUUUGGUAACCCAGCGACUGUACCCCCAAUGGCUUUUGCCUGGGCAGCUAUCUUUGCCAAGUCCUCCACCCUUUAUAACCCUAUUGUCUAUCUGGUUUUCAAGCCCAACUUCCGCAAGUUCCUGUGUCGGGAUGUGGCCAAGUGCAGGAGGACACUCUGUGGAUGUCUCUGUCAGCACAGCUCCACACAGAAAGUAACUUGCAUGCAAUCCCAUCACAAAGAGGAGUGUGACUCCACAAGGUUGUCCAACGGGCUGCCAGAGAACCACGGAACCUGUAGACACUGUCCUUGCCCUGAAACAGUCACUGGAAACAGAGAAGACUACAGCCCCCAGCGGACUGCCAGGAUACUUAAAGGAUCGCAACAUAGUGAGGUGGCAGUCAGCCAGAUGUCUAAUGAGUUGCAGAGCGACUUCCUCUAGAGAAACAAACACACAGCUGAACAGUGAGAUGGUGAAACAGGAAGAAAAAUAGAUGGGGAAAAAAUGAAGGUUGAAAGACACUAAAUGCAAGGGAAAAUGGAAUGAAAAAUGAAAAGACAAAGACUGAAUGAAGGAAAAAAUGUUUAACUCUAAAAGUUUAAAAACUAAGAACUUCUCAUGCCUCAAACAUGUGAUACUGCCAAAAACAAAACAAAAAACAACGGAGGACCACAAAGUCAGAAGCCAAUGCAGGAGGAUAAAUGAGCCAAACAGACAACCAACAUGCAACAUGCAAAUCGAUACAAGCUGCAUUUCGAGGCAGAUAUUAAAACUUUCUACUUCUUAAACUACCUUUAAUGUAUUUAUUACAAGUACUGUAUUUGACAAUGCAUUUCAUUUGAUAGUGUUUAUGACUGCAUGCCUAAAACUGCAGGACCACAGGGUUGCUGUAGUUAUUUAUUAGGAAAAUUGUUCUCAUUGUUUCUGGGGAUACAUUGAGGUUCCAAAGCCUUAAUUAAUCUAACUGCAGUAGUCCAGCCUCAACAUUUGUCUAGAUUAACUAGGCCUACAAGGAGUGAAGAGCAUAGCCCUGAGGGGCAAAGAUUUGGCUAAGUGAGCCCACUGUUACAUGUGUAAAAAUGAACAUGGACAGCCCAUGAUUCACCCAGGGGGUACUGUAUUGAUUUUUCUGCAAAGAGCAGCUGCCAAUGUCAAUUUUGUCUACUCAGCUGUGUCCAGGAUAGAAUGCAUGACUGAAUUAUAAAAGCAGAAGAAUUGGGGGGCAGGACUUUGGAUAACCAAUUAUAAUAUAACCCUCAAUAAGCUCUUUUCUCUCUUAAUAUACUCUGUGGAGACCUCUUGACAGAAAUAGGACCUUCAUUUGAAAUAAACUGCAAGUUUUCAUUUGUACAAAACAUGUGUUGCUUUGGAACCUAUAAUAGACUGAUGAGAGUAAUUAUAUUAUGUUUUAUCUAACAAAAAUAUUUAUCUAGAACAAUAAGGUUGUAGUUAUGCUGCCGUCUCUGGACAUGCUUGAUAUCUAUAGGUGUUCAUCAAACAGAGAGUUGGCUCUUGUACACAUGCUGGACAAGGAUGAUCAGAAGAAGAGGCAUCUUUUAUUUCUGCGAGGCUGAUCAGGUGCGGUCAAGUUAUUUUAAGAAAGAUCAACAGAGCAAUGGCAAGUUAAAGAAUAUGUUUCCUUCUUUACACUUUAGGACGUAUGUUUAUAGGUUUGGUUUCAGUUUCCAUCAGUUCUGCUAAAAAUGUGUGCAUCAAAACUGAAAGUUGACCCGUGAUGAUGAUGAUUAUCCUUAAUUGCAGAAACUGUUUGAGAACUCAGUUACAGCAAACAAGGUCAGUCAAAGUUGCCAUGAAGUGUGUACAUAAAAGGUGAUAGAUGUUUACAAAGAAAAGCGAUUAAUCCCAUCGAGUCUCUUUUCCAGUUUAGUUUAACAACCAGGGACUUCGUUGGUGUAAACUCAAACUUCCAUUCUGUGGCAGACUACGCUUUAUCAAUGUUAUCACGUUCACAGAUUUCAUCAGUAAACUCAGUCAGUAUGUUAUCAUUGCAGACAGGAAUGAUGAAAAUAUAAACCCAAAAUGUAAUAAACUGGAACUAUCCUAUAAA
Molecule: messenger RNA, 3490 nt
Organism: Acanthopagrus latus (yellowfin seabream)
Lineage: Eukaryota; Metazoa; Chordata; Actinopteri; Spariformes; Sparidae
Gene: opn7b
Product: opsin 7, group member b
Exons: 8
Coding region: 658-1863 (401 amino acids)
Biological process (GO): visual perception; G protein-coupled receptor signaling pathway
Cellular component (GO): membrane
Molecular function (GO): G protein-coupled receptor activity
Source: RefSeq, a predicted model, not a curated record